This is a messenger RNA of Coniophora puteana RWD-64-598 SS2, 1489 nucleotides long. RefSeq lists its product as uncharacterized. The record is from RefSeq and is a predicted model, not a curated record. Bases 159 to 1427 code for a protein of 422 amino acids. The transcript is spliced from 3 exons. Lineage: Eukaryota; Fungi; Basidiomycota; Agaricomycetes; Boletales; Coniophoraceae.
AGGACUUACUGAAGAGCUGAUCUUGACGCUCCGUCUUUCCACCAGUCCGGCUUUGGGCUUAUCUAUUGACCUCUAAUUUCUGGAGCACGAUUCAGCCAUAAGGGCUACGCGGACAUCAGCAAGCACCGACAGGAUACUGCUCGAAAUCUCGCCAUACCAUGUCCGAGCUACGCCAAAGGAAAGCGGGAGAAAGCAGCACAGCACCUCCCGCAGACUCACCCGAACGUCCACCAGUGCAACGUUUUCCCCCUGACGACGUCACCUCCCAGUUCCUCGCCGAACACGUUCGUCAAACCCCAGGUAGCACAGGCGCCGGCACCGAGGCCAUCGAGGUCUACAUCACCCACAUAGACAACUCCUCUGCGUCCUCCAGAAGAUGGCACUUCGCCACCCUGGCGUUCAUCAACACCGCCUACACUUUCCUCAUUCUCCGACGCCUCUGGGGUGCCUACACGCGCUACGGCCUCGCGUAUCUCGUCCACGCCCAUGUCCUGACCCUGUUGCAUCCCUACCUCCCGGGCGCAGCGCUGCACCUGCGCCCUGCGCUUGAUGCGUCCCUCGCGGGGCACGCAGUCCUCGACCUCUUCCUCCUUCUCACGAUCACACCGCGACUAUACACAUUCGCAACACGCAUCGUUCCCCUCCGGCUCGCGCACGGUUUUCCCAGUGUGGGCGAGCCGGUGUUCAGGACGCUCUCAGCCGGCUCGGUGACGACGCUCAUUGCGGAAGCUGAGUCGUUGACUGUUGCUGCGUCGCAGUCGUCGGCUGCGGCGACGUCCUCAACUGCACCGAUCUCGAAGGCAGAGAAACGGGACAAGGCACUCGGCGCGCUCUUGCUGGCUGCGACGUCACCUGAGGGCCUAGUGGACCGGUGGUACGAUGUCCCCGGGGAAGACUGGGACGUGGACUGGCGAGCAGUGCGUGCGGCGCUGCUCGCCUCCGAGGAGGGACGUAUUUCGAUGCAAACGUGGUCGCUUGGUGUAUGGAUGCGCGAUCCUGUGGACGAGGACAAGAAACCAGGAUGGGUCAGGCUCGAGCGCAGCGCGCUGGUCGAUAGUGCGCGUGCAGAGGCAGGAACUGCCACGGGAGCGAGUGCUUCAUUAAUGCCAAAGCUUGGUCUAGAGCACAUGGAAUGGACACCCGAUGCCCUUGAACGACUCAAGAAUGUCCUCAUCCGACGCGGCAAACCGCAAGUCUACCACCGCCUGAUCGAAAUUGCCCAUCGGAAGACGCACAACCCAGACGGAAGCACCAAGGAGCUAACAGGCGCACAGGCGAUGGAGCUCGACGCUGCCGUGGAAGAGGUGUUCCGGCACGAGGGGCUGGAUAUUGGUGACAUUGUCGGGGAGGUAGUCGGGAGCUCGUCAGCCCAGGGCUCGGAUGUGAAGGAUAAAGGAAAGGGCAAGGAGGUGAAGAAGCAGCGAUGACAAGAGAGGCUCUGAGCUCGAGAGUGUCUUGUGAUAUGCUCAUUUCUUGAAUUUAUUUUGGG